GAUUAAGGUUAGGUCGGUACUGUCAGUGUGACAGCUGUCAUUGCUUUGCGUAAAUAUUUUUUAUAACAAAAUGAUAAGCACUUAGAUAAGACGUGACGGUAGCGUGAUAAGCUGAAUUUGUUAUGUCACCUGCAAAAACAACUUCCGUAUUUCACGCGUAAUGUGGUCACGACCAUGGCUAAUUCGGGAAAUAAAAUGAGUGACAUUUUUGAGGGCACUUUGGACCGCUUCAAGGGCGUGACAGUUCGUUCCGAGGUCGAAAAUUGUGAUCCCCCCUCGUUAGCAAAUAAAAUAGACAAAUCGCUCAAAAAAUGGCGCGAAAGUGGCUACCGAGGGGUGUGGUUUAGGGUCCAUUUGGACCAAUCGGAUUGGGUCCCGGUUCUGGCAAAGAAAGGGUUUCGCUUCCACCACGCCAAGGAUGAUUUCGUUAUGAUGUAUCUGUGGCUUCCCGUUGACGAAUUGUGCAAUAUCCCGCCGUACGCCCACACAAUGAUCGGUGUGGGCGCUGUUGUGGUUAAUGACAAAUCUGAGAUUCUUGUAGUUAGUGAGAAAUAUUACCAAGUGCCUCAUUGGAAGCUUCCAGGGGGGUACGUCGAGCCGGGGGAGAAUCUGGUGGAUGCUGCGAUCAGGGAAGUGUGGGAGGAGACUGGGGUUCAGACUGAGUUCCACUCAGUCUUGACUUUACGGCACACGCAUUUUGGGAUGUUUGGGUGUUCUGACAUUUACACGGUUGUGAGUCUCAAGCCUCUCACUUUCAACAUCGAAAAAUGCGAGAGGGAGAUUGCCAAGUGCACGUGGAUGGAUAUUGAGGAGUAUCUGAACCACCCAAAUGUUCACGAGUUGAACCGGUUUUUUGUGCAAAAGUAUCUGGAGCACCUUAGGAAAAAUUUGAAGAUUGAUUGGCACCAUGGCAUACACCAGGUCUUGAAAAAGGCCUACACGGUGUAUUUCGUCACGGACGCGGACGAAGGCGGAAAAAAUGCCAAAAAGGACGAUUAACUUUUUUUAGUCUGCAGAUGCCAAAUUUUUUAAUGAUUUGUAAAUACAACAGUCGUAAUAAAAAACUGAAUAACACUUGACAA
Messenger RNA from Tribolium castaneum (red flour beetle), 1082 nucleotides. RefSeq lists its product as uncharacterized. Gene Ontology annotation, molecular function: ADP-ribose diphosphatase activity; NADH pyrophosphatase activity; NAD binding. Bases 175 to 999 code for a protein of 274 amino acids. Lineage: Eukaryota; Metazoa; Arthropoda; Insecta; Coleoptera; Tenebrionidae. The transcript is spliced from 5 exons. The record is from RefSeq and is a predicted model, not a curated record.